AUGAAAGCCAUUACAGUCUCCCUCGACUGGAGCUCCACUCCCGAUGCUCGCAAAGUCGUCGUGGCUUUCCUUGAAUCGAUUAUGGAAGAGAUAUCUUCAACUCCGAUCUCAACCCCAACUGCAACCGUAGAUUCUAGCAUUGGGACGACCAACUCACCAAGUCCUACUCCAGUACCACAAUCGCUUCCACCACUUCCACCACUUCCUGAAGAUGACGAUGGAACAAGCAAAAGAAAGAACUCUUCAAUUGUGUGGCAACAUUUCGAGAAAAUGAAGAAUCCGGAUGGGAGUUGGGUGAAGCCAGCGCGUUCAAAGUGCAAGUACUGCCCCCAAACCUAUGCAAGCUGCUCCAGAAGCAAUGGCACAUCAGCAAUGAGGACACACGUAAUGUUUCAGUGUAGGAAGUCCCCGAUUUAUGUCCCGAAUAAGAAGCAGAAGUUCCUGACUUUCGAUUCGGCUGAGAGUGGAGGUAAAUUAAUUUCUGUGGCUUAUGAUAAGACCACUUCUAAGCUAGCUUGUGCGAAAAUGGUGGUUCGUGAUGAACUGCCAUUUUCUUUUGUUGAGAAUGAAGGGUUUAAAGAGUUCAUGAAGGUGACUCAACCUCUAUUUAAGUCACCUUCUAGGAGAACAAUAGCUAGAGAUAUUUUGAAGCUUUAUGAGGCUGAGAGGGAGAGGAUUAGAGGGUGGAUAUCUGUUAAUCAGCAAAGACUUUCACUCACGACGGAUACUUGGACAAGUAUCCAAAACAUUAAUUACAUGGUGUUAACCGGUCAUUUUAUAGAUGCUAGUUGGAAGCUGCACAAAAGGAUUUUAAACUUUUGUGUGAUUCCAAAUCACAAGGGUAAAACAAUAGGCAAGCUGGUUGAAACUUGUUUGAUUAAGUGGGGGAUUGAUAAGGUUUUUACAAUCGUUGUCGAUAAUGCAAGUCCAAAUCAGGUGGCUUUAGACUACAUGAAAGAGAAAAUAGGAAACUGGAAUCAGUUGGUGUUGGGAGGUAGUUUUUUACAUUUGAGGUGCUGCUGCCACAUUUUGAACCUUAUUGUGAGGGAUGGAAUGGAUGAGCUUGACUUCUCCAUUGAUGGCAUUAGGAAUUGUGUUAAGUACAUUAGAUUGAGUCCAGCAAGAUUAGAGAAGUUUAGGAAGUGUGCAGCUGAAGAAAAGAUUGAGCACAAGGGAGGAAUUGUCCCUUUAGAUGUUUGCACACGAUGGAAUUCAACUUACUUUAUGUUGGAUCUUGCAUGCAAGUACAAGAAGGCUUUUUUGAGACUUGAGGAUGAAGAUCAGCAAUUUGAGAAUUACUUCCAAGAGAAAGUGGGUGGAAACAAGCGACACGGCCCUCCCAGAAUGGCAGAUUGGGAAAAGGCAGCAAGACUAGUCAAAUUUCUCAAGAUUUUUUACGAAGCAACCUUGAAGUUUAGUGCCACUAAGCAUGUAACUUCUAAUGAGCCUCUACUUUGGAUGUGCACAAUUGUUGGUGAGCUUGAUAAGUGCAUGGCUAGUGAUGAUCACCUUCUUGUUUGCAUUGGGACCUCGAUGAAAAAGAAGUUUGACAAGUAUUGGCUGCAGCUUCAAGAUUUAAACCAAAUUCUGCUUAUUGCUGUAAUUUUAGAUCCAAGGUACAAGCUGUUGUACCUUGAAUUCUUCUUUCCAAAGCUACAAGCCAACCUGGGAGAAGAAGGUGUGCAAGUGAUGAUCGAUGAAGUAAAGAAAACUUUGAGCUCACUGUUUGAUUUUUAUGCAGACAAAGAUCCUGCUGCAGCAGCAGCUUCUAGGAGUGUGACAAUGCCUAGGAUCGAUUGUAAGGAGGAGCUAAGUGAAGAGGAUAGUCAUGCAGCAAACUUGCAUCAGUUCAAGCUUCUGCGGCAGGAGAAAGAUGUUGUGGUGAUAAAGAAUGAGCUGGACAAGUACCUAAUGGAAGCUUCAGAAGAGCCUUCAAACCCCAAAUUUGAAAUUUUGGCUUGGUGGAAAGAGAAUGCUCCAAGAUACCCCAUUCUGUCCCAAAUCGCCAAAGAUGUGUUUGCUGUACCUGCCUCAACUGUGGCGUCCGAAUCUGCAUUUAGCCUUGGAAAGAGGGUGGUGGACCCAUUUAGAGCAUCCCUAACCCCUAGUAUGGUUGAGGGAUUGGUUUGCUUGAGUGAUUGGUUAAGGGGAGCGGGAUUUGAUGCAUACAAGGAACCAACCAAAGAUGAGUUGCAGCUCUAUGAGGAGUUGGAGAAACUGGAAAUUGAUAGAGGCUCUGGUGUUCUUAGUGACUCUGAGGAAUGA
Rosa chinensis is the source of this 2265-nucleotide messenger RNA. RefSeq names its product putative AC transposase. The coding region runs from base 1 to 2265 and encodes 754 amino acids. The transcript is spliced from 4 exons. The record is from RefSeq and is a predicted model, not a curated record. Gene Ontology annotation, molecular function: DNA binding; protein dimerization activity. NCBI's taxonomy places the organism in Eukaryota, Viridiplantae, Streptophyta, Magnoliopsida, Rosales, Rosaceae.